GGGGCAAACUGUCCAAUCAGGUGCGCCGAGAGGAGGGGCAACUUCCAAAGCCGGAAGCGGUCAGUUUUCGCGCGGGUCCGGGUUUUAGUUUCUCGGUGAGGCCCCUGGUGCACCGGGUACCGCAGAUUCUGUCCUGUGGGACCUGCUCUGGCUGCUCCAGCCCCAGGGAGGACCCAGGAAACCCGGAAGCCGGAAAUGGACUCAGUGGCCUUUGAGGAUGUGGCUGUGAACUUCACCCAGGAGGAGUGGGCUUUGCUGAGUCCUUCCCAGAAGAAUCUCUACAGAGAUGUGAUGCUGGAAGCCUUCAGGAACCUGGCCUCUGUCGGAAUCCAAUGGAAAGACCAGGACACUGAGAAUCUGUACCAAAAUCUGGGGAUUAAGCUAAGAAGUCUGGUGGAGAGACUCUGUGGACGUAAAGAAGGGAGUGAACACAGAGAAACCUUCAGGCAGAUUCCUGAUUGUCACCUGAACAAGAAAGUCAUACUGGAGUGA
Molecule: messenger RNA, 492 nt
Organism: Macaca mulatta (Rhesus monkey)
Lineage: Eukaryota; Metazoa; Chordata; Mammalia; Primates; Cercopithecidae
Source: RefSeq, a predicted model, not a curated record